AUGAGUUACGCUGGAGGAGGCUUCAUGAUGGGCUCCCAGGGCGGAGGGAGUCAGUCGAGCCCGGGCGGCGGCAAGCGCUCCGGCACGUCUGCCCUGCGGCCCGUCACGAUCCACCAGCUUCACAGCGCGACACAGGCAUUCGCGGAGGCCGAGUUCUACGUCGACAACGCCGAGCUGAAGGACAUCACCCUCGUCGCCUGCAUUCGCAACAUCUCGCACACCCAGACCCAGAUGACGAUGCUGAUCGAGGACGGCACUGGCCAGAUCGACGCACGCAUGUGGAAGGACCCGAACGCUGAGGAGACGGCACAGGACGAGUACCAACUCAACACCUACGUCCGCAUCAUCGGCGCCCUGAAGACCUUCAGCAACAAGCGCCAUGUCAGCGCGAACCGCGUCCGCCCGAUCGAGGACUUCAACGAGAUCCUCUUCCACCCGAUCGAGUGCAUCUAUGUCCACAAGUACUACACGGAGGGCCCCCCCGGCGGCGGCGCCGGCGGCACGCACGCAAUCACGCACACGACCUACGACUCUGGCGCGAACCCGUACGCUGGCGGUGGCGGCCUUGCCACCUCGCACGACGACAUCUACGCCGACUUGCCUCCGGGCCAGCGGACUAUCAUGACGACCAUCGCGCAGCAAGUCAACUCGGGACAGUCGGGAGAGGAGGGCGUUAACAUCAAUGCGGUUAUUAGGGCGAUCGGUGGGAACCCGUCGGCUAUCAGGAACGACAUCGAGACGCUUGUUGGCGACGGGCACCUGUACCAGACCAUCGACGACGACCACGUCCUUCCCACCGCUUCCUAG
This is a messenger RNA of Rhodotorula toruloides NP11, 807 nucleotides long. RefSeq names its product replication factor A2. Gene Ontology annotation, biological process: nucleotide-excision repair; double-strand break repair via homologous recombination; DNA replication. NCBI's taxonomy places the organism in Eukaryota, Fungi, Basidiomycota, Microbotryomycetes, Sporidiobolales, Sporidiobolaceae. The record is from RefSeq and is a predicted model, not a curated record. The coding region runs from base 1 to 807 and encodes 268 amino acids. Gene Ontology annotation, molecular function: DNA binding. Gene Ontology annotation, cellular component: site of double-strand break; nucleus; DNA replication factor A complex. The transcript has 8 exons.